This is a messenger RNA of Drosophila novamexicana, 4258 nucleotides long. It is a transcript of the gene Rrp5, whose product is annotated as protein RRP5 homolog. The transcript is spliced from 5 exons. Lineage: Eukaryota; Metazoa; Arthropoda; Insecta; Diptera; Drosophilidae. Gene Ontology annotation, cellular component: small-subunit processome; nucleolus; nucleus. Gene Ontology annotation, molecular function: protein binding; RNA binding. Gene Ontology annotation, biological process: rRNA processing. The record is from RefSeq and is a predicted model, not a curated record. Bases 43 to 4245 code for a protein of 1400 amino acids.
GUGUUUCUUGUUUAAAUUUUUAACGCUUUAAUACUAUUUGCAAUGGUUUCAAAUGAAAAAAGCUUUCCGCGCGGCGGAAUAGCAAAUUUACAAGCAAAUGCCGAAAGCAGCCCAUCGAAUAUCGUUUUUGGUGCCUCACAGCGAAAGAUAAAGAAAGGUCCCAAGCCAAAGGAAAAGCAAAUAGAUGGUGAGCACAGUGACCAACUGCAAGCGUUCUCCGCGGAAACGCUCACAUAUGACACACUUCGGGACCGAAUGCUGGUGAUGGGAGUUGUAAAAGCAGCGGACGCCACCUCAAUACAAAUAGCAUUGCCCGGACGCAUGACAGCUCGCGCUUUAGUGGCCGAUAUAUCCGAUGCAUAUGCACGUGUGGCCCAAUCCUAUAUGGCCGGCGAUGGCAGUGAAUAUCACGAUCUGACUGUGUUGUUCAGCGUGGGACAGAUUGUCUAUGGGCGCGCCAUAAAAACAGAGAUACCGGAAAGGAAUCGGAUGUCACUGUUACUGUCACUUAAACCCGCAGAAGUGAACAGUAGCUUGCACCACGCCAGCAUCAAGAAGGGCUUCAUCUUCUCUGGCGCCAUUGAGGAAAUCCAGGAGCACGGCUGUGUGAUCGAAACCGGCAUUGAGGGGCUACAGGCAUUUGUUCCCAUCGCAGACGCGGCACAACAGCAUCACAUUGGCCAGUUGAUCUUCCUGAAAGUCAAGCAAAUUCAGCACAGUUCCGCAAAGAGUACCUGCCAGUGUGUGCGCUUGGAUCAGGACAAGUUGAAAAUUAAAAGCCAGAACGAAACCAACCUCGACUACAUUCUGCCUGGUAGCAUUGUAAAGUUUAAGGUAAUAAAACAUCUUAAGAAUGGACUGGAGGGGAGCAUUAUGAACGAAUCGUUUAGAGGCUACGUGAAUGAGCAUCAUUUGGCAGAGGCACUGCACACGCCACCAGAUUAUGAGCUUAACGAGGAGUACCUGGCGCGGGUGCUCUACGUGAUGCCCCUGACCAAGUUGGUAUAUUUGACCCUUAAUUUGGACAUCAACGUGACAACUGAAAUGACGGCAAUGGAAGAUGAUGAGCAGCAGGAACUCCUAAAGAAGGGCAGCAUUGUGGAGAAAGCACGCGUGCUGCGCCAUGGCACAGGCGGUAUCGUACUGCUCCUCAACCACAAACAUAAGGGUCUGAUUUCGUAUGGCUCCAUUAAGUCGAACCAUAAGGGAAACUACGACCAGGACGUUGUGUUGGCAAAGUACAGUAGCAAGAGCAAGCAUAAGGUGCGUGUGCUUGGAUAUGAUGUCAUCGAGUCACUCUACUACUGCACCGACGAUGCCAAUAUAUUAAACGAGAAGUUGUACACACUGGAGGAUCUUCAAGCGGGCGAUAUUGUUCAAGCUCGUAUUGUAAAGCCUGAGUCCAAAAUUGGCGGCUACAAUGUUAAAAUUGGGAAAGUCAACGGGAUCAUUGAGCAGCUGCAUCUGGCGCCAAAUAUGCGGUAUGAGGUGGGACAACGUCUACGCUGCCGUGUUUUGGAUAUUUGCCUGGAUCGUAAAAUUUGUUAUUUAAGCAAUCGGAACGAGUAUCUUAACAAGAGCGUUAAACUGCUUACCUCGCUGCAGUCGGCUCAGCCUGGUAGUCUCUUCACUGGCACCGUGGUCAAGUGUGAGCCCAGCUAUGUACUCGUCAAGUUCUGUAGCGGCAUCAAGGGAGUGCUGCACAAACAGCGCCUGAACGAACUAAUUGAGAGCACCUUUUUCGCCGGUCAAACUACGAAGUUUCGGAUUGCUGGACGCAAUAAUGAUCAGGUACUCUUAACACUGCCCGAGGAAAAGUUCCAGCUUGGCGAAAUAUGUCCCAUUGAAGUGACAAAUGCAUUAGAUGCUGGUCUGGAAAUCAAAAUUACCUAUGCUAGCGAUGAACAGGAUGAAUCAAUGACAGGUGCCGAGGAGUCUACCGAGGAGUUUGUCGGUCUGAUGCCAGUGCGUUUUCUAUCAGACUAUGUGGAUCUACAGGAUGCACAAAAACGCACUCAUCCUGUCGGGACACACACCGAAGCCGCCUGCAUCAUGCAGAACAUUUUUAGUUUACGCGAUGUGUCCUAUUUCAGUGAGAACCUUACCAAGGAUUGGCACACAGUGCAAGUGGGCGAUGUACUCCGCGCCCAUGUUAAGCAUGCAAGCGAGCAGGUUCUGGAGCUGUUGGUACCCGUACGUAAUUACAAUAAACUGGUCAAGUUGCACGUAAAGAUGCUGUGCCCACAAACCGCGCGAGAAGUGCCCAUCAUGCUGGCGCCGGAUCAGCUUCUGUACGUCAAGGUGCUCAGCAAGGAGUUGGAGACCAAAACGUUGACCGUGUCUGCCAAGCUUUCAGAUGUGUGGAGUGGCCAGCUCACUGAGACAGCAAACCGGGUGGAAAGUUAUCUGGACGAAGUAUCACAGAUUCGAAAUAAAUUGAAAGUACUGAAUGCGCCCAUUGCCAAGCAUAGUAUGGGCGAUAAAGUUGAUGUCAUUUUCAAGGGCAUUGAUCCGACGACCAACAAUUGGGUGUAUCACUUGGAUGGCUCCAAGAAUAUAACUGCACUGAUAAUUGGCAGCUUGGCAGGCACAGCGACGGCGCCCCAGGUGGGCAGCAAACAACAAGCCGUUAUUUUGUGGAUCGACUACGCCAACGAUAUGCUCCUCAUAAGCAAUAAGAAGAUGGAUAUUGAACACAUCAGCAGCAGCAAAGAGCUUCCGCAAAAUUUAAUCGCCAAGUCGGGCAUGAAGGCCAAAGUUUUGCUUAAAUUAGACAGCAUUGUGGUGUGCUCACUAAAAAAGGGUGCCAGCAAUCCGUUGAUAUUUUGUCCGGUACGCCUGCAUCCCAACGAUGUUGAUAGCUCUGCCAGUGCUUGUCUGCGCCAGGGCGAUUUCUGUAACCUUGCAUUUAUACACGACAAGCUGCCAAUUGCUGUGCCAGAGACCGUCUGGAAGCUGUGGAAGGGCGUAAAACGUGCAGCCGCCGUCGAUGCUGAAGAAGAAACACCCGUUAAGUCGAAAAAAGUCAAGAUGGAAGCUAAAACAGCACCCAAAUCAAACGCAAAUAAAUUAAAAAAUGACAAAAAAGCUGAAAUUAAGCCGCUAGAUAAUGGCAAGCAAACGGAGGCACAGCUUUUCUUCGAGGAUAAAAUCCCUGCAAAGGCCAAUGUGCUCAAAUGCAAUGCAGCAAAUGAUACUGCGACCAAGAUACGUCUGCCGGGCAUCUCGAGCUUCUGGGAGACUGACCUCGGCGCAUUAAAUGGCAAGCGGCCAGAGGACACAUCCAGCGAUGAGGAUGACGACAAUGCAGCAGCCGAGGCCGAGGCGAACUCUAGCAAGAAAAAACGACUUAGUGCCAAGGAAAAGGCUAAGGCAGAAGUGAAGGAGGAACAGCGCUUGCGCGAGAUCGAGGAGCGCAAUGCUGAUCCUAAUCAACGCCCAGAAACAAUUGAUCAGUUCGAACGUCUGGUACUAGCCGAGCCCAACAGCAGCAAGUCCUGGAUCCAGUACAUGUCCUUCCUCCUCUCAAAUACAGAGGUGGAUAAAGCACGAGACAUUGCACGACGCGCCAUUAAAACAAUAGCAUUUCGCGAGACCAAAGAACUGCGCAAUAUAUGGACUGCACUAAUCAACCUGGAGCUAAGCUACAAUUCAUCCAAUUUUGACGAUGUGUUAAAGGAGGCACUUAGCCAUAACGAUCCGCUUGAAACCUACCUAAACCUUGUCGAAGUGCUCAAGUCGCACAAUCUUAGGGAACGUCUCGUCAGCACAUUAAAUCUAAUAACGCGCAAGUUUAGAUCGGAGCCACAGGUGUGGCGUGUAACUGCCGAUGCUUAUUUCUGGCUGGGAAUGGCGGACCGUGUGCAGCCUACGCUGCAGCGUGCGCUAAGCGUUUUACCCAAAAAUCAACACAUCAAUUGCAUUGUGGCCUUUGCGAAACUGUAUGCCCAGAACGAUGAUAAUGCCAUGGCGCAAACUUUGCUGGAUGAUAUUGUCACCUCAUAUCCAAAGCGAAUUGAUAUUUGGGUCCUUUACGUAGAUAUGUUAAUAAAAUCGGAACUAAUUGAAUCCGCACGAAAUGUACUCGAACGCGCAGUUCUUCAAAAGUUGCAGCCGGACAAAAUGCUUGUCAUCUACAAGAAGUAUCUGGACUUUGAGAUGAAGCACGGUACGGAGGCAAAUGCGGCACGGGUCAAACAGCUAGCCGAACAAUAUGUUCAGAGUCAAAAUAAAACGCUUAAAUAGUGUCGAAAAUUAA